GACGGUCGUACAGUAAGCUGUCAGAAGAAGCUUGUUGCUGGAAUCUGUGCAGCGCCGCCACUGACUGUAAAGAACGGAAGGAACGACGUCGGGCGACGUGGACGGAACAACAAGCCGGACUGUUCUUUGAGGGAACGAGUCCGAGCACAACGUGUCGCUGACCGACGACCCCUCCGGCAACACUCCGUGCCACCUUGGGGUUUUUUCUUCUUCCGCCGUGUGGCGUCGUGUCGCCCCGGGCUGCCGCCGCGCGCUCGCGGGCUCCUGGGCUCCUGCGGGACGGCGGUGACGAGGUCGACAAUAGAAGGUGCCUUUGAGAAGAUAUCCCCGACUUGAAGUUGGUCCGUGUACAUUGGUCUGUGUCUAUGCUUUGUUCAAGGCCGGACUCGAGCACCAGCAAAGGAUACCUCACCACCACUUUGCACAGUUUUAGCACCUAAACGUUUGGUAAAUAGACCCAUAGAAUAAGAGGAUGGAGAAUAAUGACCUGAAAAGGACUUAAAGGACAAGCGUGCAUUACUUUUCCCUCACUCGACUAAUAUUUAUGGGCAAUAUACACUUGUAACUGACUUAAGAAAGAAAAGAAUAAAACAAGUCCGAGUUGUUUCCCAUUGAUGGGUGAUUUCUCAGCCAUCUGGUCUUUCAGCUCCAGCUGAUGGAGGACACACCCGGUUGUCUUAAAAGAGGACUUUGUUUAUAACCUUCAGCUAUUAGUGCAUGAGGCACACAGGACAAUAAGAUUGACUUUUAAAAUUGAAUGUAGGGUUAAAGCUUUUGGACAUGGCGUUGAACCUUUCCUCAGUAAGAGACACAAAAUGGCUAACUCUGGAGGUCUGUCGGCAGUUUCAGCGAGGAAACUGUUCUCGUAGGGAUGAGGAAUGCAAAUUUGCUCAUCCACCGAAGAGCUGCCAAGUUGAAAAUGGUCGAGUUAUCGCCUGCUUUGACUCUCUGAAGGGCCGAUGCUCAAGAGAAAACUGCAAGUACCUUCAUCCACCUUCGCACUUAAAAACUCAGCUAGAGAUAAAUGGCCGCAACAAUCUAAUCCAGCAGAAGACUGCAGCUGCUGUACUCGCCCAACAGAUGCAGCUUGUGAUUCCCGGACACAGUCUGCAGCCUGUGGUAAGGUCCCCAUACUGGAUUUUUCCUGAUACACAGGGACUUGGCACAAAUACCAGCCUUGGUUAUGGUUCAUACAUGACACCCUUGAGCCAUGGGAUGAGCCUCGUUCCCUCAGACAUCCUCCCCAGCACCCAAGUCCUUGUUCCUGGGAGCCAGUCUGUCACAGUCCAGAAUUGCUCUUCAUCCUCUUCUCCCUCACAGAAAAUGCAGCGUACAGACAAACUAGAAGUUUGUCGUGAGUUUCAGCGUGGGAACUGUGCGAGAGGGGAGACAGAUUGCCGCUUUGCCCACCCAAGUGACAGUCCGAUGAUCGACACCACCGACAACACUGUCACGGUCUGCAUGGACUAUAUCAAGAGCCGAUGCUCCAGGGAGAAGUGCAAGUAUUUUCACCCGCCUGCGCACUUGCAGGCCAAAAUCAAGUCCAAUCAACAACAAGUCAAUCAGUCUGCCGUUGCCGCCCAGGCUGCAGCCGUGGCCUUUCCCCACAGCCUCCUGCAAUCCUUACCAAAGAGACAAGCCCUUGAGAAGAGCAGCUGGGCCAGCUCUCUCCUUAGCCCCAGUUUUUUGCACUACCAACAUGCUCUGGCCAAUGCGCACCUGCAGCAUCCCACUACAGCAUAUUAUCCCACAGGAUCUGUCUUUUGCAUGACUCCAGCUAACAGCGUUGUCCCCAUGAUGUACAGUGCUACGCCUGCUACUGUCUCUGCAGCAACUACUCCCGCCACAAGUGUCCCCUACGCAGCAACAGCAACAGCCAAUCAGAUCAUCCUCAAGUAACCACCAGAAACAGGAGUCAGUGCCAUGUUGCUGCUGUUAAAGGUCCCGCACAGCCAACCUGUAAAUACUCUGUUAACGACAUACACCACACACGACAAGCUGCAUGCUGAUAACAUCACUGAUGGGAAACCUGUAGGCAUCACUUUUUUAUCUCUGAUGAUAAAUGAUAUAAGGAUUACUAGGAUUAUACUCUGUUAGAUAAAUGUCACAGAUUAUUGUGUGUGCAUGCCUUUUGCACCUGAAUUAACAUGCAUCCUUGGUAAAUGUGCAGAACAUUCUGGUUUCAAUUUCCCAAACCAAUUCUGACGUGGUCAGAGGUGCAUUCAGCCUCUUAAUGACGUGAGAUCCACCGGGUCUCAAAUUCACCUCUAUCAGCCCCAUGAAUAAGAAUGAGCUUUUCAGUCAAGUCAACCAGAAAACCGAUGGAACCAAGACCAAAAUGUAUUUUUUCAAAGAAUUUUAAAGAAGUUACACUUUUAAGUGUAAGAGAUGAGAGUCGCACAUCCUACCUGAGAUCAGUUUUCUCUCUGUGGACAGAGCAUGUUGAUGGCAGGUGUAAAGGGGUCCUAUAUUGGGGCUUGUUAAGAUUUUAUCAACACAUAAUAUUGAGCAACAAAUUAUUAUUUCUAUCUUGAAUGUCUCAUAUAACCUUAAGUUUUUUCACAUUAAUGAUUGUUGCCAGAUUUAAUCAUUUUAAACUAACUCAUAAAAAAGCACUUAUUUUAACUUUAAACUGCAUUGUAAAAAAUAGAGAGAAAAAAAAGAAUAUAGAUUUUUUCAGCAGGCUAAAGGAAGCUCUGGGGAAAGUCAGUCUGUGUCAUUUGCCCUGUUCUCCUCCCAGAAAACAGGAUCAGUGCUCCACCUCCUGGUGUGCCUUUGCAUUGCAUAUACUGUACACAAUGUAUGUUGGUAGGCAGGAAAACAACAGAGAGUGAAACUGUUAAUUUCUCCCCUCUUUGUUAUCAUAUAACAAACAAACUGUUACGGUGAUGGUUGACUUACUGGUGUAUCCAGGUGGUGGUUUUCAUUUCUGAGGCAGGUUUCACAAAGAUCAGUCUUUGACUGUGGCUUAAUCAGAUCAAACAUAUACCAAUAUUACAAUUUCACAAUAGUCAGACUACAGGGAGACAUACAAAGCUGUGUAGUUCUUUGCUGUAUGGAGUAGGUUUGAUUGGCAAAUACUUCUGGGUAAAUUAAGACUUUGUUUUGGAGACCUUUUUUCAAAACAGGCCUCACGCCUCAAACCAGUCCGACAAUCUUUGUGAAACCUGCUUCUGGUUCUAAAAAGAGCCUCCGCAGCCAUGACAUUUAAUUCAACAGAGGGAUAUGGGAGAACUCCUGCUCUUAUUCAGACUUAAGUCCUUGUGAUCCUAUAAAGUUUGAGAUGAAUGGUGUGUGAACUGUUAGUCUUACUACGACAGUCAGUUGUUAGUACUGUAUUAUUUUGAAUUUACAAGUGCCUAAAGAAUUCUGCAUGCAAUGACAUUCAAGCAUAUUUAAAAGGGUUUGUGUGGGUGAAAAAAAAAGUACAGUUAAAUCUACUACUCAACAUAAGUCACACUAAGAAAGGAAUAUUUAGCAAUGCCAUGUCAGUGCAUUAGUAUUUUUGCCUGUUUAGAUUUACAGUAGUCUUACUAUUGAUUUUCACUCAUGUGAAACUCAGCCCAAUGUGUGUGUACUGUACGUACAACGUAUAAGAAUGAAUAUUCAGCUUAACUUUAUUUAGUUUCACAUCUAAGAUUAGGUAGUGUUUCCUAAUUAGUUAAAUGCACAGUAAAAUACUUUAUGUAGUAAAGUAGAAUUGAAGUGAAUAGAAAUUUUGGUGAACUGUAGUUGUGUAUGAUUGACACCACAAUAUGCAACUGCCCGUCUUUGUUUGAAACUCAGAGCGAAUGGAGGGGGCAUCUUGUCUGGUGAAGUGAAACACAGAACUGAAGUAGUUUUCACUCAAAUGUGUAAAUGUUCUCUUGAGCAUCUUUUAUAUAAGUUUUAGUUUGGUAUUUUGCCGUGUGUGAAAAUAUCGAACUUUUCUUUAAUGUUUUGCGACGUCUUUUUUCAAGUGGCCGAUAUGUUUUGCAGAAAUGUGUGUGUGUGUACAUGUGUAAUUAACUCAGACAAUCCACCAAGACAUGUUGCAUUCGUUAACAUUUCUUCGUUGUGUUUUCAUUGUGAAAAUGUACAAUUAUUGGAUAAAAUAUAUGGAAUAUACUUGCAUACAGUAUUUUACUAGUUUAACUUUAGCUAAGAACACAUUUAAAAUGUAUUCUCUUCUAUUUUACAAUGAAUGUAAUUUAUUAAACCGACUUAAGCUCUGCCGGAGGCUCCUCAAAGGGCAUUGAUCUGUUGUUUUAGCCUAUGAAAAAGCCGUCUCUGUUGAGGGAUCGAUUGUUGAGGGCAAAGAGAAGCUUCGAACACUUCGUCCUCGUCACUGCCUUGUCACCUGAGAGGGGAAACAAACCUUUGUGUGAGCAAGGCAAAGAGAAUUGAGAGCAUUGUAAAGGCCUCAUUUUACAAACAAGUUCUUUUUGAUUUUUACUUUUUCACUCCUCACAAUAACACGUCAGACAUUUGACUUAUCAUGCCAUGGUGAAACACUGUAAGUGAGCCAGUGCGUAAUCUGAACUAGUUUCCUCCGUAUGUUAACAAAUAUAUAAUCCACCGCAGAGUGAGCUACAUUUUUAAAGUCAGUGAGUCACUUCUUGGUUCAGUGGCUGUUUAAAACUUACUUUAUAUAUAUAUAUAUAUAUAUAUAUAUAUAUAUAUAUAUAUAUAUAUAUAUAUACUUGAUUACUUUCAAAGUUGAAUUAUUAGACGGAUGAAAAGUGUCCCUAAUUUAUUAGACCUGCAAAUAAAAGGCAUAUUUCUGAAUGUUUGUUUUGCGUUUUGGCAAAAAGCUUGAAUGUCAUGUAUACACCGGCGUAUGGAGGUCGUUUGAUAUUUUGAUUAUGCAGUCAAAAACAAAUGGACAAUAAGAAUGUUUGGUCUGACUGGCUGACGUAAACAUUUGUCUUAAGCACUUUGUCAGCAGUCAGACGACUGAGGAGACAUGCUUUUUGUGAACUUUGCCUUAACUUAUAUCUAUUCCUAAGUUUGCAUUUGUUCAGUAAUUCAAAAUCCAGUAUUUGUGAAGUUGUUGCCACAUGAAUUGUUUGAUUUUAGGCCAAAAUUACAGAUUGUAGAACAAACCCAAACACGACCCUGAAAAAGCUUGACGAUAAUAAGAAGAUGAUUUAAAAAUAUUAACAGAUUUCAGGUGAAGCUGUCAUGCCAGUGUUAUUUGCAUACACAUGAACAUGGGUAGGAAUGUAAACUUUCCCUCGUUUUUCUUUUGUGGAAAUACUUUUAUUAGUGCAUAAUUAAACAUUUCAUGUGGGUAGUUUUGUUCCUGUACAUUUGAAAUUGUGUAAAAUCUAAUAUUGCAAAUAAAUAAAUGUCAUGUACAUUC
Messenger RNA from Scophthalmus maximus (turbot), 5344 nucleotides. Its product is annotated as muscleblind-like protein 2a. Gene Ontology annotation, molecular function: metal ion binding. The transcript has 9 exons. The coding region runs from base 781 to 1899 and encodes 372 amino acids. Lineage: Eukaryota; Metazoa; Chordata; Actinopteri; Pleuronectiformes; Scophthalmidae. The record is from RefSeq and is a predicted model, not a curated record.